Messenger RNA from Camponotus floridanus (Florida carpenter ant), 3226 nucleotides. Its product is annotated as fatty acid synthase-like. Gene Ontology annotation, molecular function: fatty acid synthase activity; phosphopantetheine binding; oxidoreductase activity. Bases 209 to 3187 code for a protein of 992 amino acids. NCBI's taxonomy places the organism in Eukaryota, Metazoa, Arthropoda, Insecta, Hymenoptera, Formicidae. The record is from RefSeq and is a predicted model, not a curated record. The transcript is spliced from 8 exons. Gene Ontology annotation, biological process: fatty acid biosynthetic process.
CUCAUGGAUAAAUAAGAUUAAAUCACUCAUUAACGUAGAAAAUGACAAUACAAAUACGAGGAUUAUAGUCGUCGCAGAAGGAGACUUCGAAUGCGGUUUACUCGGCCUUGUUAAUUGUUUAAAAAAAGAACCAGGCGGUGAAAUAAUUAGAAGUGUAUUUAUUUAAGAUAGAGAUGCACCUACUCUUUCAUUGAGAGAAUCGAUAUACAUGAGACAACUACAGCUAGAUUUACCUAUCAAUGUUCUACGUUCCGGCAUUUGGGGAUCCUACAGACAUUUUCCAUUACCAUUAUUAAAAUUAAAACUCGUACAGAGUGCUUAUGUUUCCCAAAUGGUACGAGGUGAUCUGAAUACUCUUUGUUGGAUGCAAAGUAGGAUAUCUUUCGUCAACAGUAAUGAGGAAAAUCUAGUAAGAGUAGUCUAUGCAUCUAUCAAUUUUAAAGAUAUCAUGAUAGCUAGCGGUAGACUCACCGAAUCUAUUACAACCGAGGGAAAUAAUAAUUCUUUAAUUGGAAUGGAAUUUGUUGGUUUUAAUAAAAUUGGGCAAAGAAUAAUGGGAUUGUGUCCAAUGGGAGGAAUGACAAAUAUUCACAUAGCUGAAAAAUAUCAUAGUUGGAUCAUACCCGACAAAUGGACGAUGGAAGACGCCGCGACGGUUCCUAGUGCAUAUAGCACGUGCUAUUAUGCUUUGUUUUUGAACGGUAAAAUGAAAAAAGGCGACAAAGUGUUGAUUCACUCUGGUACGGGAGGUGUUGGUCAAGCUGCCAUUUAUCUUGCCCUUUACAAGGGUUGUGAAGUGUUUACGACCGUUGGAUCUAUCGAGAAACGACACUUUAUAAGAGAAACAUUUCCCUCUAUUCCCGAGGAUCACAUUGGAAACUCUCGCGAUACGAGCUUCGAAGAAAUGAUUAUUCAGGGAACGAGAGGUCACGGAGUGGAUAUUGUAUUGAAUUCUUUAGCCGAAGAGAAACUGCAAGCGUCCGUCCGUUGCUUAGCAAAGGGUGGUCGUUUUCUCGAGAUUGGAAAGUUUGAUAUGGUUUCCAAUAGUCCUUUAAAAAUAUUUGCAUUUUCAAAAGGCAUUAGUUUUCAUGGCAUUUUAUUGGAUAAGUUAUUAUUUUCUACAAAAUCAAAGAAUAAGGAAAUAAUAUGGAACAAGUUCACAGAAGACUUAAAGAAUGGCGCCAUCAAACCGUUAUGUAGAAAAGUUUUCGAAAAGGAUGAAAUAAAAACUGCUUUUAGAUAUAUGGCUGCUGGAAAGCAUAUUGGAAAGAUAAUAAUAAAAGUUCAAAAAGAUGAUGAACUGGAUGCACCUAUACUUGCACAUCCCCGGUAUUACUGUCUAGAACACAAAUGCUAUAUCGUUCUAGGUGGUCUGGGUGGUUUCGGUCUAGAAUUAAUUGAUUGGUUAAUUUUACGUGGCGCAAAAAAUCUAGUAUUGACUUCGCGAACUGGGAUAAAAAACGGUUAUCAGCAAUCAAGAAUAACGUUGUGGCAAUCUCAUGGUGUGAAUGUACAAAUCAUUACAGCUGCUAAUACUUCGAAAUACGAAGACUGUAAAUCUAUAUUGCAAUUUGCCGAAGAACAAGGUCCCGUGGAUGCUAUAUUCAAUCUAGCAGUUGUGUUGAAAGAUAACAUAUUCAAGAAUCAAUCCCCACAAUCAUUCGAAGAUUCCUUUAUGUCAAAGGCAAGGACGACGAAAAGAAUGGACGAAUUAUCAAGAACAAUUUGUCCCCACCUUCGACAUUUUGUCGUUUUUUCUUCCGUUUCAUGCGGAAGAGGUAAUGCAGGCCAAACAAAUUACGGAAUGGCAAAUUCCGUAAUGGAAAGAAUUUGUGAAAAAAGAAUGAGCGAAGGUUUACAUGGUUUGGCUAUACAGUGGGGUGCGAUCGGUGAUGUUGGACUUGUUGCAGAUAUGCAAGAAGACGACAAAGAACUUGUUAUUAGUGGUACAUUGCAACAAGGAAUAUCCUCUUGCUUGGACACAUUAGAAGCAUUCUUACUACAAGAUCGGUCAAUUAUGAGCAGCAUGGUUGUUGCUGAGAAAAAAAAAGAUUCUGGCCAAGCAAGAAAUCCAUUUGAAGUGGCUGCAAAUAUUAUGGGAUUGAAAAAUCCAAACACAGUGGCGCCAAACAUGCCACUGGCUGAACUAGGCAUGGAUUCAAUGAUGGCAGUGGAGAUUAAACAGAUAUUGGAGAGAGAAUUCGAUAUUUUAUUGACAGCACAAGAUAUUCGAAAUCUCACUUUUGCAAAACUUAGAAAAUUGACAAAUACAGCUGAACAAGAAAAGUUGUACCAAAGAAAUGACAUCAAAGCUAAUGUAAAGGAUAUGGAUGGUUUAAAAAUAUUGACUCGAAAGCUUAACGAUUCAGACUUGAAUCCAAACAUUUAUAUAAAACUCGCUAUAAAGAGGGAAGUUGCUGGAAGUGAAAUAUUCCUUAUAUCAGGAAUCGAUGGCUCUGCAAGUGUAUAUAAACUGAUAGGAUCGAAAAUUAAAUCUUCAGCGACAUGUUUGCAACACGGUGUAGUUAACAUGCCAAAUGUUACUCGUUCAGUAAUGAAAUCAGCAGCAUAUCUUCUGCCUCACGUAUUGGAGAAAAUACAAAGUCAAAAAGAAUUUCGAAUUGUUGGUUAUUCAUUUGGAUCUUUAAUUGCCAUCGAAUUAGCGAGAUUAUUAGAAGCUAAAAAUUUCUCCGGACGUUUAAUUCUUAUAGAUGGAGCUCCUGAUCAAAUGAAGUUUUUGUUUGAGAAAUUUUUUUAUCAUACUACAGAACAAGAGCUACAAAAUAGCAUUUUACUAUAUCUAAUAAAAUUGUAUCUUGACUCUAACAAUGAAAUGCUUGAAUUAGAACUAAAUAAGUGCAAUACGUGGAAAGAGAAAUUAGAAUUACUUACUGCUCGCUUUUCGAAAGCUAUCAAUGUAUUAACUGUUGAAAAUCAGAAAUUUUUAUGUUCGACGCUUUACGAUCAUAUAAUCGCUAUACAAGAUUAUCAUAUAACAUCAUUGCCACGUCUUAAAUCAUCUAUAAUCUUAUUAAAACCCACACUUAUGCCUAUCACUUUUACUGAAGAGGAUUAUGGUCUACAUAAGAUUACCGAAAGUGCAGUACAAAUACAUUACGUGGAAGGUACUCAUAUCACAAUAAUGGACAAUGACAAAGUGGUAUCACUUAUUAACGAAACAUUGUAAAUUAAAAAAAUAUGAUAAUAAAUAAUAUGAUAAUUAAAU